Notolabrus celidotus (New Zealand spotty) is the source of this 9517-nucleotide messenger RNA. RefSeq names its product cGMP-inhibited 3',5'-cyclic phosphodiesterase A-like. Bases 1 to 3492 code for a protein of 1163 amino acids. Gene Ontology annotation, biological process: positive regulation of oocyte development; oocyte maturation. Gene Ontology annotation, cellular component: cytosol. Gene Ontology annotation, molecular function: 3',5'-cyclic-AMP phosphodiesterase activity. NCBI's taxonomy places the organism in Eukaryota, Metazoa, Chordata, Actinopteri, Labriformes, Labridae. The transcript has 16 exons. The record is from RefSeq and is a predicted model, not a curated record.
AUGGCCUUGGAGGCAGACAGCGACAGAGGUUCAUCAAGAAGCGCUCAUGAAAAAUAUCCCCGGGCUGCGUUGGAGCGCAACGGCUACGUGAAGACAUGUGUCACCCCGCUGCACCAGGACGCAGCAAGCCAGUCGUGGCUGAGAGUCGCCGUGACAUGGACUCGCCGAGGAGUGUCGUCUGCUGUCUGCGUUGCCUCCGUCUCCGUUAUUCUCGCUCUGCUGCUCAGAUUGGUCGACUGGGAUGCAGGCAGCAGCAGCAGCAGCGGAAAUAGCUCCGGUUCUAGUCUACAUUUCGCGGCGGGCUGCGCUGUGGAGCUACUCUUCACUGCUUAUAAUUGCGUCUCCCCCGUUUUUACUCUCAUAUGUGCCUUUUUCUGGGUCGGGCUUUAUCUGAUCCGCUGCGGGGUGCUCAUCCGUACUGUGGGGUUUCUUUUAGCGGUGUGCCACUUGGGCGAAGCCGCUGCGCAGUCGCUCCUGCGCGGCGCCGAGGAGCAGCUGCUCUCCCUCCCCGCGACCCUGGUAGUCCUCGGCUGCCUGGGCAGCGGGGCUCUGCUGGUCGUCAGCCUGCGCCAGGGAGUGUCCAUCCUCGUCUUCAUCAGCGUCAUCAGGGCCGUCUCCCUCGUCUCACUGAGCAGGGUACGGGCCAGCUGGAGACCCUACCUGGCCUACCUGCUGGGGCUGCUGGGGGUUUUGCUUGCGAGGUAUGCUGACCGGCUCCUGCCGGCCUCAGGGACCAGCGGGACGGGGUGCUGUGGCUCUGUGACCGGGGCGAAGGAGGAGGACAUCCCUGUCUUCAAAAGGAGACGGAGGUCCAGCUCCGUAGCGGCCUCGGAAAUGAUGGCUCACAGUCAGAGCAACAGCAAGUCCCACCGCAGGACUUCGCUGCCGUGCAUUCCGCGGGACCAGAUGAUGUGCCAGCAGGAAUGGGACUACAAGAGAGCUCUAAGCAGAUCCCAGUCCUCGGGCACCAGUGUGAUUGUGGACAUCGCGGUGAUGGGUGAGGCGCACGGUUUGAUCUCAGACCUGCUGGCUGACCCCUCACUGCCCCCUAACACCUGCACCUCCCUGAAAGCUGUCAGCAACCUCCUCAGCACCCAGAUCAGCCUCCAGCCGCUCCACCGGCCUCGCCUCCCUGCAGACACACACACCUGCUCUGACUCUGAGGAGGGGCCUGAAAAACUAGAGAGACUGGCCAUCCCGAAGCGUCUAAGGCGGAGUCUGCCCCCUGGAUUGCUUAGGAGAAUAUCGUCAACUUGGACCACGACCACCUCAGCUACAGGGCUGCCAACCAUUGAGCCUGGGCCAGUACGCCGAGACCGCUCAGCCAGCAUCAAACAUACCACAGACAGCGAAACGUGGAACAACUCCAUGAUGAUGACCAUCUCGAAGGGUCGGUCCAUGUCUGCCUCCUAUGCUGCCUCUGUCAUCUCCAACCACAUCUACAGCAAACCACUGGGAAGACCAGGUUUCCCCCCCUCCAACGUGUCACCUCUGGGCUCUCCGUGCCCGUCUCCUCCGAUCCAGGGUACUCCAGUCUCCAGUCCGACUACUAAAACAUGUUCAGUGCAGCUUCCUGAGCCCGCUGGUCCUCUCAUAGAGCGGAUCCCUGGCCCUGUGGUCUCCAAGAGCCACCACAGAGCCUUAACUCACAGCCAGAGUGCCCCGAGCUCCACCACACCUCACUGGAGACCUCCAUCACUUUGUGGCAGCUGUGGCAGACCAUUCAACAAUCGGCUAAACCAUGGUGUAGAAUCUGGGGACAAAGGAGACAGAAUACCCCAUCCAGAUGAGCGCGCUGUAGCAUCUUCAGACUAUGACAGCACCUACGACAGCACUUAUGAGACCAACCACAGUGACAGCAGCGACUUUGCACAGAAUGAAGAGGAGGGAGAGGGUGGCAAGAAGCACCCCGGUGCGAGGGACGGAUGCAGGGAGUAUCUGUCAGAGGGCAUCGUUCUUCACCCACUCCUGCCAUCACCAGAGGACAAGCCAGUCUUAGCGAUGGAGCCUCUGGUGAUGUCAGGUCUGGAGCCGCUCAUGAGUCAACUCAACAAUUGGAACUUUCCCAUUUUUAGUUUAGUGGAGAAAACCCGUGGCAAGACAGGCCGCAUUCUCAGUCAGGUUUCCUACAGGCUCUUUGAGGACACCGGUCUGUUCGAGACAUUUAGAAUUCCCGUCCAAGAGUUCAUGAACUACUUCCAGGCGUUGGAGAAUGGGUACAGGGUCAUCCCAUAUCACAACAGGAUCCAUGCCACUGAUGUGCUGCAUGCUGUUUGGUACCUCACCACUCAGCCUAUCCCAGGCCUUCCAACUCUGCUGACUGAAAAUGGGAUACACACUGAAAACGGCAUUACGCCCGGGGCCACAGGCUUCCUGUUGUCCAAGAUGAACUCCGUGCUGACAGAAGGCUAUGGCUCCCUGGCCGGCCUCAUCCCCGGCCUGGAGCUCAUGGCUCUGUAUGUAGCUGCUGCCAUGCAUGACUAUGACCAUCCUGGGAGAACCAAUGCCUUCUUAGUAGCUACCAGCGCACCACAGGCUCUUUUAUACAACGAUCGCUCCGUUUUGGAAAAUCAUCAUGCAGCUUCAGCGUGGAACCUCUUCAUGUCUCGGCCCGAGUACAACUUCCUGGUUAACCUCGAGCAUGUGGAGUUCAAGCGCUUCCGCUUUCUUGUCAUUGAAGCCAUUCUGGCCACAGACCUCAAAAAGCACUUUGACUUCUUGGCAGAGUUCAAUGCAAAGGUGGGUGAUGAUGGAGUUUCCAGCAUUGAUUGGGCCAAUGAAAAUGAUCGAAUGCUGGUGUGUCAGAUGUGCAUCAAGCUGGCUGAUGUCAAUGGACCACUGAAGUGUAAGGAGCUGCACCUGCAGUGGACCGAGGGGAUUGUCAACGAGUUCUAUGAACAAGGCGACGAAGAAUCCAGCCUGGGCCUUCCCAUCAGCCCAUUCAUGGACCGGUCCGCACCACAGCUCGCUAAACUACAGGAAUCGUUCAUCACUCACAUAGUCGGACCUCUGUGCUCUUCCUACAACUCCGCUGCUCUCAUGCCGGGACGCUGGGUCGACCCACCUGAGGGAGAGAUGGAGCUGGAGGAGGAGAAGGAAGGACAAGAUAUAGAGGAGGAAGAAGAGGAAGAGUUAGCAGACGAGGACGCAUCAACUAGUUCUGAAACUUCCCAGCUGCAAGAAACCAAAAAGGUGAGCCGGAGGAAAGUGUUUUGCCAGAUCACCCAGCAUCUUCUGGAAAACCAUGAAAUGUGGAAAAGAGUUAUAGCUGCAGAAACCCAGGAGGAGGCAGGGAAAGAGGAGAACCCGAACUGCAUCAGCAGCACGACAGAUCCUAUCACAGCCAUCCAUGAGGAAGAGGAGGAGCAAGCAAGCAAAGAGGAGGAGUUGGCUGAAGGCCUCGACGACAGGGAAGAGGUGCCGGCUAUAGAGGAGGAGGAAAUCCUUCCACAAUCAGAGACUUCAGGGGAUAAAGAGGAGGAACCAGAGUGAUAUUAUAAACCUCCUCUUACACCAGGAAUCUAAACAUUGUCUAAAAAUGUUUCUUUUCUAACUAAACUCUUGAUAUGUUAGCCAGCACAUCACUUUGACACAACACUGUAGAAGAUGCUUUGGGUAAUAUGUGCCUAACAAAAACUGAGGUUGAGGACAGAGAUGAUGCAUGCCCAGUUCAUCUGACAAGAAGAGAAAGUCAAGUGACUGCUGGAGAAAAAAAAGAGUGAUUGGGACAGUGUUUCCUUUCGUUGUUAUGUUGGUUUCAGUCUGGAUCUGGUGCUCUGCCCUCACCCAGGCUGCCAAUCCUGCACUACUGGCCCACCACGCUCAUUCACAGAUUCACUCCUCCAGUGAGUAAUACACUGUCACGACCCACAUGCCCCCACCCAUCUCGUUACUCCCAUGCUAUCAGCACACUGUGGAGACACCCAGCUGGUUGAGGAUGUGCAACAAGCCCCCUUACUUGAAGACAAUGGGAUGAAAGCCAGGGAAAAAGCUGUGUCCACUGAGGCUCAGCCGUGAGGAUUUCACAGGGAGACGAAAAAAAAGGGCCCGUAGUAGUACACCGUGUAUACAAACAUACACCCACACAAGCUUCACACACAGACACACUCACAGUACAUUACAGUACAGUAGAAACACAUUCCAUAUUCAGAACCAAUAGGAAGUGAAACAAAGAACCCUGUUGCUCCAAAAGCUUUAUUCUCACUCAAGGGAAAACAUACAAAACAAGGUUUUGUUCAUGUCAAACAAUGUCCGUCUUCAGUCACAUAUUUUCUCCCUGUCUGUUGAUAUUCAAAGCUGGCGCAGAACACCUACACGUUUCCAGGCCACGCAACUCAGGAAGGUAGAAAACUGUAGAAAAAAUGGGGACUAAAAGGGACUCGCAGCGUCCUUGUCCUUUCACUUACCGUUUGAUUUUCUGUCUGCGCUGUACAAGACGGUACAUUUUGAAUUACAUCCGCAGAGACGCGCUUCUUUGUGAAGGGAAACUCAAGGGAAACAAGACUAUGGUUGACACUAUACUGUAUAUCACAAUUCUUUUUUUAUUUUGGCUCACUCAGCAGCUGUAUCCUAUAGGAUCAUAGUGCUUAUCACAUGAAAAUCAACAAGACACAAAACUAGGUAAUAAGGUGAUGUGUUUUGUUGAGCACGACUUUUUAUAUGUCUUUUCUCAGCUUGUUUACUUACAGUAACAAAGUUUGUAACAGCUAGGAUUUUUUUCCUCACUGCAUUAUUAUUUAUGGCCUGGUAUGUAGGCCACAUGUUUCAGAAAGUGAAGUAAUCCAGUAAGCCAUAGUGGCCUGGACCAGUGCUGACUCACAGCUCCCGAUCACACGAGAGGACUUACAUCAAUGAAAUAUUCUAAAGAGCCAACCGCCGCCGUUCAGGGAACGUGCUGUAUAUCUGCAAAGUUCAGCUCAGUCAGAUUCAAAUCAUGCAAUAUCUGUUUUUAUGGCACCUAAGAUGAAAAUAGAUAAAUACUUAAAAUUAUUAGCAUUUCUCAGUUGUUUCACAAAAACACAGACAACCAGACAUGGCUGCAUAAAUCUAUAAUCAGAAUGAAAAAGUUAUGUUGGUCUUUAAUGACUUAAGUCAGAUUUUGGAUAAAUAUAGUGCAAGCCUCCUAACCUAAAAUGCUGCCAUCUGUUAUCUUCUGUGACACGUCAGGGUAUUUUUUAAAAAUCAGCUGAGGACAUGUAGCAUAUUUGAUCCUCAAUGAGAGAAAAAACAAAAGCAGAAUGAGAGAUAAAAUAAUUUUACACAAGGAAAAAAACCUUUAAAAUCUAUCUGAUAAUUGGCAACCAGACGUACCACAAAUUGAUGUAUAUUUUCCCCAUAUUUAGUCCUUACUGAUAAUGUAGCAUAGUACUUACAGGUUGUAUCGCCGCUCUCCUUUGAUGUCCUUCUGGAUUUAGAUUGCUGGUGAUAAGAGCGUGAACAAGAUCAGUCGUCGUAAUGAGAAAAUCUGAGGGGGUCAUAUAUCAUUUUCACACUUUAGCUGAUUCCUUGAGAUGUAACGUGAUUGUCUUCGUUUCCAAGUAUUACAAGCAUAUGCAGUACAGUAUGUAUGAUCUGACAUUGGAGGAGCUCUGGGGGUUCAGUUCAGCGAUUUAAUGAUGCUUUGUGUUUUCACUUACUGAUCUGUAGCAGGAACUUUGUGUCCAGUAGCAAAGUGAACAUGAUUCACAAAAAAAUACCCUUUUUGACUUGUAUCAGCACUUUUAGGAGAAACUGUCCGUGACUAACGCCUUUCUUGUGAGGUAGCCCUAAAGAGAUAAAGAGAGAACAAAAUGUAUUUUUGCAGUGGCACUAAUUUUCAGAGGGUUUUUUAUUUAAAACUGUGCUUCAGAUGUGUAGUUUAUUGUUACUCUAUUAUAAGAUAUAUUACGAGAGAUAUAUAAGGAUACGAAAUGGUAUGAUAUGAUACAAUAUGACAUAACAUGAUAUGAUUUGACAAGGUAAGAUAUGAUAGGAUAUGACUGGAUACAAUACGCUAUGAUAUAAAAUGCUAUUGUAUGCUACAAUACUAUUCCAGAUGAUAUACUAUGAUAUCAUACAAUAUGAUAUAAUACAAAAACAUAAUACGAUUAGAUGUGAUUUAAUGUAACUCAAUACAUUACAAUAUAAUACAAUAUUUCAUGAUAUGACAAUACAAUAUGAUAUGGUCUGAUAGCAUAUAAAACUGUAUGGUGCGAUAUGAUAUGAUUCAAUUGAGCACAAUACAUUACAAUAUGGUACGUUAUUGUCUCCAAAGGGAAAUUUGGCCUUGAAAUAUUCUAUAAAUACAGAGAAGGUAAAUAACAAUUAGACAAUUUGCAGCAGAGUUCCUGGUAUACUGUCUAACUACCUGAAAUGAUGACAGAGAGAAAAAAAUGAAUGAGGGGUAACUUGUUUUUAACGCUGACAACAAAACAACAAAUGAAUAUGUGUAAAACAGAAAUAUAAACAUCCAGUAAUAAACCAAAACACAUUGUGCAACCAGUUUUUUUGGCAUAAUUAACAAACGCUGGAUGAAAAACUAACUGAGCAAUCUAUUUAACAGGCUUGUUCGCAGUCAUGAAGUUUAUACUGGUAGAACUUGCCUUACUGUGACCCAAAUUUCCUUAUUCAAUUAGAGUUUUGAUAACCCUAAUACUGUCUAAAUUCCAUUGCAGUGUUAUCAAAAUGCCCAUUGUGCACAAGAGGGCUGAACUGUGCAGCGCUGACUGCUUAUUCCCUGUGCUUACAAAAGGGUGCAGUGGUUGUUUUUAUUGCAAUGAAUAAGAAAGCCUGUACUAACCAAACCCUGAGCUUAUUGUUCGUGUUCAGUUGAAGUUUAGAGCUCUUAAUAGGUGUUCAAAGUCUGAUCUUUUUAAAGGAAUUAGAAUUUGCCUAACAAUCUGUAAUACAGCGUAAUGUUUAAGUAACAGGAUGCCCGGGGGGGAUGGAGUCCAAACAAGAGCUCAUGCUGCUCAGAAAUUCAAAGAAAUUUACAAAAGGAAAUGGUAAAUCUGACCCCUGUGUUUCUUAUCUGUCAACACAAAAGGCAGCACUGUAUUUAAAACACAGUUUGAUUUUCAUCCCCUGGACCAAAUGUCUUCCAAUAGCCUCUCCUUGCACUGCCUAGUCAUGAUCACCUGUAGCAGUAAAAACUCAUCUGUAAACACCAGCUCAUCUCACUACACAUCUGUAGUGUACACAUCAUUUAAGGCUUCAGCUGGGGUUAAAGGUUGAGCAAUUUUGAAGCUCUGUACUGCAACGUAGCUUUUGAACCACUUAUUCUGGAAAUAACCAUGACAGUAAUGAACUCUGCAGCGAGCCCCCUGCAACAACAGUUUUCUGAGCACACAACCCCACAAAACAUACAAUAUAACUAUGCCUCGCAUAUGAUCACACUAAUCAUGCAUGUGCAUACUUGUGCCGUUAUUGUUCUCUAUAUUCCAAAAUUCCUCAUUCGCUUCCCAUUGAAGUGGAUGGAGAAUUCAAAGCUCACUAACUGUAGAUGCACGUUUGCAAAAAUAGAUGCUUCCCCCCUUCCUAUCCCUGCCUCACUAACUGUGUACUCAAAAAUGCAGCAAUCAAAGAGACUUAAUCAAAGCUGUGACAGAAUUUGGGGUAGCUAUUUUCUGUCGUAAACAAUCCAAAACACCGGAGCUCUUUUGUGUUGUUUGGAGUUUUCAGUGAGACAAAUAUAAGCGCCCAAAUGGUCAAGUUUCCUCCAGUCUUUAAAGAACAAGUUCUUUUUUUCAGUGAAGUUAAAGGACCAUUCUGUUUGUAUUUUUUUCCUUCUUAUAAAUUAUUGAAUCACUUAUACUGUAAUUAGAAAACUGCACUGCAUUACUUUACAGCCAAACUGCAACUUGCUACAGUUAAUGAGCAUGUCAUUGCUUGGGUGCAUUUUAUAACUCAUGUAAUUUUUUAGAAGUUGCUAAUUAUUGCAUCUUGUCUAAAUUGGUGAAAACCAACGGAGGCCUGGAACAGUAUAAUACAUCCUUAUUUACUAACAUGAGAGCAUUCUUUGUUAAAUUGUCCUGUGUAAUUCAGUGCGGUAAAGGUAUUUCAUUAAGUGGCAUAAGAUGUGGAUCCACUGGUAUCGUUCCAGUAUUGUGAUCAGUCUACUGAUACACCCUAGAGCACACUUUGCUGCAGGAUAAAAAGUUAUUUAAACUACUUGAAGUCAGCAAAAAUAAGAUUGUCAGCUGGUGUUGAUUUACGACUCAAUUUCACAUGAUUCUCCUCUUUUUUAUCCCACACAGAAUCAACUAUCUAUCAGCUCUCAAUGGCAGAAAUGCUCGUGACAAAAUUGAUUUUCACCCUGUAUAUGUUAAGUAACGUUUUUUGGCCUCCAAAGUAUAAAAAGUCAGUUAUUCAGUUUCAUUUUUCUCUGAGUCAACUUUAGCCACAGGGUUUAAACAGGCAAUCACAUGGCAUUUAUAAAAUCUUGUUUUACAAUAUUUUUAUGUAAAAAGUCAGGCAAGACAACAACAAAUGUACAGGGUCAACUCAAUUGUGCAGGUUUAUAAAAAAGCCAGUAUCAGCGUUCUUUGAAGGAUUAGACAAAGGGGAUUGUUGCACACGGGUUUAACUUGUGCAAACCAAAGAAACUUUUUGUAAUAUGAGUGUUUUUUGUGAUUUGCACAAAAUUAACCCUAAUAUCAGCAUGUUUCUUCUCAAUCAUCAGUGUUAUUGAGAACCUGGUGAGGAUGUCUGGAUAUGCAUAACAAAAUCUGUAAGCAUUCAUCUUCCAGGCGGGACUUUCUCACGUCUUGAGUGUCUGUUUUUAUUUCAAUGCCUUGUCAAUAGGCCGCAGUGGCACUACAAUGGAACUGUUCUGUUCUCAGACUGAAGCCCUUGUACUUUUGUUUGAUGGUUUAAACCAAAAACAUUCCUUUUUUGUAUUGUUUGUUGUUUCAGCCAUUUUAAAAGGCAGGCUAUGCUCCUGUGCCAUACCAUUUUCACAUGUACGUAUGUAUGUAUGUAUGUAUGUAUGUGUGUAUGUAUACCGUGCAUUGUUCGAAUGCUAUGUUCAUCAGCUUUCCUUGUUCUCCACAAAGGAAACCAAAACAAACUUUUUUUCACCACCUUAAAAGCAAGAAAAACAAAGCUGGUACGUUUUUAUCUACUAUAGCAGACGCUACACAGUCUCGAUUCUUUCUUUCUCUCCAGUAUCUUGCACUUAACACAUGUAGCAAUACCUACAGGAUGGGGAAAUUGUGUGAUUCACCAGUAUUUGUUAAUGUAGAAUAUGACAUUUUAUUUCUAGAUAUUGUUUGACUUUGUAUUAAAAAAAAUAUAUACUGUACAGAUUCAAAAGUAUAUUAUGACAAAAAAAACUUUUAGAAAAAUAUUUAUUUUUACUGUUUUGUAAUUUAGACACAAUACUGUAGCUCCUCUAUUGCCAGACUUACUGGAAGUGCCUCUCGAUAAUGUAUUACGAAGUAACUAUACAAUAUAUUGGGAUUAUUAGAACAUGUCACUAGCUGAGCAGUGUUGAUGUUGUAAUGUGAAUAUUGUUGAAUAAUAAGAUUUAUAAAUGCUG